This is a messenger RNA of Paramecium sonneborni, 833 nucleotides long. NCBI's taxonomy places the organism in Eukaryota, Ciliophora, Oligohymenophorea, Peniculida, Parameciidae. The record is from the annotation of a GenBank genome assembly.
AUGUAUAAUAACCAGAUCUAAUACAAAAAGACCAGAAGUUAUAGAAUCUACGAAAGAAGAAGUUCUUUUAGGAAAGGCAAAGAUUCUCUUUCUUUAAAUCUACUCUGUGAAAGCAAACAAUAUUGGUACUCAAUUCUCUAAUAUCAUAAGAUUUUGAAGAGUUUCCCUUAACAUCUAGCAGCACUUUUAUAUUUAGGAUUAAUUUAUAAACAAGAAGAAAAUUUAAAAAAAGUGAUAAAUAUUAAAAUUAUCCUACAUCUAUCAAAAUUUAGAUAAUAAUUCAGAAAAUUAGAUACUCUUAUAAAUUUAUAGACGACAAUAUCCUGAUUAAUCUAACAAUUAAUUUUCACUUUAAAAUAGUCAACGAUACCAUUAAUCUACCUAAUCUUUAUCAAAAGAUUUAUUAAAUCAAAUUUUUGCCUCAACUAUUUUAGGAAGUUUUUCACUCACUGUAAUCAAUUGGAAAAAAAGAUAUACUUAUUUAUUUAUAUAUGCUUGGAAUUCUACUAGGAUUUUUGGAUAUCUUGGAUUAAAUUCCCAUAAAUUUAAAUGCCUUAGUUUUGAAAUAUUUAUGUUAAGCUUAUUAGCACUAUAUUUAGAUCAAGAUAUUUUUGUAUGAUAAUAAUUUUAUUAAUUAUUAUAUCAUUAAUAAUUCAAGAUUAAUUCUAAUUUACAAUUAAUAAUUAAUUCUAAAAAACACCUAAAACAUUUAUUCAUUUUACAUAAUACAAUUAUCAAGUUUUUUAUUAUUUAAUUAAAAAGGUAAAAAAAAUUUUAUAGUAAAACAUGGAAUUAAAAAAUAAGAAUAUAAUAUCCUUAAAUUUCUGUUUUGA